Molecule: messenger RNA, 8940 nt
Organism: Cynocephalus volans (Philippine flying lemur)
Lineage: Eukaryota; Metazoa; Chordata; Mammalia; Dermoptera; Cynocephalidae
Gene: MTMR3
Product: myotubularin related protein 3
Exons: 24
Coding region: 624-4292 (1222 amino acids)
Biological process (GO): phosphatidylinositol dephosphorylation; regulation of autophagy
Cellular component (GO): membrane; cytoplasm
Molecular function (GO): protein phosphatase binding; phosphatidylinositol-3,5-bisphosphate 3-phosphatase activity; metal ion binding
Source: RefSeq, a predicted model, not a curated record
GUGCGCUCCCGCUCACGGCCCGGCGUCGGGAGCGCGCUCUGUGUGGCCGCUGCCGCCAUGUUGUUGUGGUUGUGAGAAGGCGGCGGCAGCGGCGGCGGAGGAGCCCCCGGACGAGACGUUCCAGCGGCCCAGGGGCUGCCCCCCGCACGCCCAGGCUGGGAGCCUAGUGGGGUGGCGGAGGAGGCCGUGUCGUGGCGGGCCUCGCCAUGUCCCUCCGCCUGAAUCCUUGCUCAGGACCGGCUACAUAAUUUGCAGGGUCUCUUGUUCAAAAAGUAUUAAGAACUUCAAGAUCGCUGCAGCACAGCAAUAAACCAAAUGUGGAGCCCUAUGGGACUGCACAGGUCGCAUGCUCAUGAAGCUGGUCCUGUCCUGGUUAUUCUGUUCAGUUCUUCAACAGGGACUUUGUUGAAUUGAAGAUGGUGUUCGGGUCAAGACAGUCUCUGGUCUUUUUGGCCACUUAAUAAUCUUGAGGAGAACUGCUUCGAAAGAGUAGAUUUCCUUGUGAAUCCUAGUAGAAAAAGAUUUUGGGACAGACUUCAUUUGAUCUCAGCAUAAGAGAAAGAAGAGCCUUAUCAGACUUAAGAAGGGACGGAGAUCUUUCCUCCUAAUCUGGACCUCCUGUCAUGGAUGAAGAGAUUCGGCACAGUCUUGAAUGCAUCCAGGCCAAUCAGAUCUUUCCCAGGAAGCAGCUGAUCCGGGAGGAUGAGAAUCUUCAGGUUCCUUUCCUUGAACUUCAUGGAGAGAGCACAGAGUACGUGGGCCGUGCUGAGGAUGCCAUUAUUGCCCUUUCUAAUUACAGACUUCACAUCAAGUUCAAGGAGUCUCUUGUUAAUACUGCUUCUCAAUCUGCUGCUUCUCAAAUCCCAGUUCCGUUACAACUUAUAGAAAGUGUUGAAUGCCGAGAUAUAUUUCAGCUUCAUUUGACCUGCAAAGACUGCAAAGUUAUCAGGUGUCAGUUCUCAACCUUUGAGCAGUGUCAAGAGUGGCUGAAGAGACUGAACAAUGCAAUAAGACCACCUGCUAAAAUAGAAGAUCUCUUCUCAUUUGCGUACCAUGCUUGGUGUAUGGAGGUCUAUGCCAGUGAAAAAGAGCAACAUGGAGACCUGUGCAGACCAGGGGAGCAUGUAACGUCAAGGUUUAAAAAUGAAGUGGAGAGAAUGGGUUUUGAUAUGAACAACGCCUGGAGGAUUUCCAACAUCAAUGAGAAGUACAAGUUAUGUGGUAGCUAUCCACAAGAGCUCAUAGUGCCUGCCUGGAUCACUGACAAAGAACUAGAAAGUGUAGCAAGCUUCAGGUCCUGGAAGCGCAUCCCAGUUGUCAUCUACAGGCACCAGAGCAAUGGAGCUGUAAUUGCCCGCUGUGGGCAGCCGGAGGUCAGCUGGUGGGGCUGGCGCAAUGCAGAUGAUGAGCACCUGGUACAGUCAGUAGCCAAAGCUUGUGCUUCCGACUCCCGAUCCAGUGGCAGCAAGCUGUCAACUAGAAACAGUUCUCGAGACUUUCCCAAUGGAGGAGACCUUUCUGAUGUGGAGUUUGAUUCUUCUCUGUCAAAUGCUUCAGGAGCAGAGAGUUUAGCCAUCCAACCACGGAAGCUUUUGAUCUUGGAUGCACGUUCCUAUGCAGCAGCUGUGGCAAACCGAGCCAAGGGAGGAGGCUGUGAAUGCCCAGAGUAUUACCCGAACUGUGAAGUUGUGUUUAUGGGGAUGGCAAACAUUCAUUCUAUUCGGAGGAGUUUUCAGUCUCUGCGGUUGCUGUGCACACAGAUGCCAGACCCGGGAAAUUGGCUCUCAGCUCUUGAAAGCACAAAAUGGCUCCAUCACCUGUCUGUGCUUCUGAAAUCGGCACUUCUGGUAGUACAUGCUGUGGAUCGUGAUCAGCGCCCAGUGCUAGUGCACUGUUCAGAUGGCUGGGACCGCACCCCCCAGAUUGUGGCGUUGGCUAAGCUCUUACUGGACCCUUAUUACCGAACCAUAGAGGGUUUCCAGGUCCUUGUGGAAAUGGAGUGGCUGGAUUUUGGCCAUAAAUUUGCUGACCGGUGUGGUCAUGGGGAGAACUCGGAUGAUCUGAACGAGCGUUGCCCAGUGUUUCUGCAGUGGCUUGACUGCGUUCAUCAGCUUCAGAGGCAAUUUCCUUGCUCUUUUGAGUUCAAUGAAGCAUUCCUUGUGAAACUGGUGCAGCAUACCUAUUCCUGCCUCUUUGGAACAUUCCUGUGCAACAAUGCCAAGGAGAGAGGGGAAAAGCAUACUCAAGAGCGGACAUGUUCUGUGUGGUCGCUUCUUCGGGCAGGCAACAAGGCUUUCAAAAACCUACUGUAUUCCUCUCAAUCAGAAGCCGUGCUGUACCCUGUGUGCCAUGUGCGUAACCUGAUGUUAUGGAGUGCAGUGUACCUGCCUUGCCCGUCCCCAUCUACUCCUGUAGAUGACAGCUGUGCGCCAUACCCAGUGCCGGGCACCAGCCCUGAUGAUCCCCCACUGAGCCGGCUACCAAAGACUAGAUCAUUUGACAAUCUGACCACAACUUGUGACAACACAGUUCCUCUGGCCAGCAGGCGCAGCAGCGACCCCAGCCUGAAUGAGAAGUGGCAGGAGCACCGACGCUCGCUAGAACUGAGUAGCCUGGCUGGCCCUGGAGAGGAGCCUCUUGCUGCCGACAGCCCGGGGAAGCCCACCAAAGUGCUGGCGGGUGCCGAGUUGUCUGUUGCAGCUGGAGUGGCUGAGGGGCAGAUGGAGAACAUUUUGCAAGAGGCCACCAAAGAAGAGAGUGGGGUAGAGGAGCCUGCCCACAGGGGGGGCAUUGAGAUGCUAGAGGUCAAAGAGGAGGUGCUCUCAGAAAAGGAGAGCAGGAGGAGGAUGCCCGAGGGCUCAGCCAUUGUACUUUACCAUGAACCAGAGCUGGAAGAUGGUGCUCUGAGGAGCCAUCCAGGCACCAGCCUGUCUCUGUUCUCACAGGGAAUUCCUGAACAGCAGGCUGGGUAUAGUGUUCUCCUCAGUUCUCUCCAGGCUGCCCCCAGGGGAGAAGAUUCCCAGGAGGUCUCUGUGGAGCGGCAUCAGAUAGGAGAGAUCACAGAGGAUAGGGAGGAAGCAGUUCUCCCAAUCCCAGUAGAUGCGAAAGUUGGUUAUGGUACCUCACAGUCAAGCUCUCUGCUACCUUCCCAAGUCCCAUUUGAGACCAGAGGACCAAACGUGGACAGUUCCAUGGACGUGUUAAUGGAAGACAAGGUGAAGUCAGAAAGUGGGCCUCAAGUCCAUCAUAGACCUUGCCUGGUAAACAGUGGCAGGUUCAGUGGCAAGGACAUGCUUCCCCAAGCCAUGGAGCUCAGGCCUUUGGGGAGGAGCCUGGUUGAGAGGCCCCAAGUAGAGUCUGUGGUGCACAGGACUUCCCCUGACAGCACUCUCAGCCUGGCACAUUCCCCCUGUGCCUUGCCUUUAGCCGAAUGUAAAGAGGGGCUUGUGUGCAACGGUGCCCCAGAGACUGAAAACAAGGUGUCAGAGCAGCCCCCAGGGCUUAGCAUCCUCCAGAAGUACCCCACACCCAAUGGGCAUUGCGCCAAUGGGGAGGCUGGUAGGAGCACAGACUCACUGAGCUGCCAGUUGUCUGCUACAAGCUGUAGCUCUGCCCACUUACACUCGAGGAACUUGCACCACAAGUGGCUGCACAGCCACUCAGGGAGGCCAUCCACAACCAGCAGCCCGGACCAGCCUUCCCGCAGCCACCUGGACGAUGAUGGCAUGCCUGUGUACACGGACACAAUCCAACAGCGCCUGCGACAGAUUGAGUCAGGCCACCAGCAGGAAGUGGAGACCUUGAAGAAACAAGUCCAGGAGCUGAAGAGUCGCCUAGAGAGCCAGUACCUGACCAGCUCCCUACGCUUCAAUGGGGACUUUGGGGAUGAAGUGACUUCAAUCCCUGACUCGGAAAGCAAUCUGGAUCAGAACUGUUUGUCUCGCUGCAGCACAGAGAUUUUCUCUGAAGCCAGCUGGGAGCAGGUGGAUAAACAGGACACGGAGAUGACCCGUUGGCUUCCUGACCACCUGGCUGCCCACUGCUACGCGUGCGACAGUGCCUUCUGGCUCGCCAGCAGGAAGCACCACUGCAGGGACAUUGACCGUGUUGAUCAAACGUGGAAUUGUGGGAACGUAUUCUGCUCCAGUUGUUGUAACCAGAAGGUUCCGGUUCCCAGCCAGCAGCUCUUUGAACCCAGUCGAGUGUGCAAGUCUUGCUAUAGCAGCCUACAUCCCACAAGCUCCAGCAUUGACCUUGAACUGGAUAAACCCAUUGCUGCCACUUCAAACUGAAGCCCAGUGACCUGGGGUGGGCAAAGGCCAAGCUGCUGUUCUUCUGACAGGUUCACAAAGCUUGGGCAGACCGAGAGGCCCUGCACUUUGGAAUGGGGUCAUGAAACCACCUAUACAGAGUGACAGAAGUUUGGGAUGUACCACUGGAUUGUAGAUUGAUUCUCCUCACCCCCCAUCCCCAAUCCUCCCUCUGCCUUCAAAAAAGAACAAAGUCCUCUGGUUGUCUUAAAAAAAAAUUUUUUUUUUUUUUUUUUUUUUUGAUGGAAGACCAGAGGUUGCAAGCCCCCUUGUAACUGCCAAGCUGCCUGCUGUCAGGUGACGCUGAGGGAUGUCUUGGUUCUUCCGGGUGGGAGGAGGUUGGUCAGAGCCAGGAGUGGAGGCCUGAGACAGUGAGCAGGGAAGAAAGCCAGUGCUAACACUUGUGACUAUUCCUCAUGCCACCACAUCAGAGCUGGUUGGGAAAUCUUUGCUGUUGGGGAGGCUGGAAGCAUCUUCCCCCAAAGCACUGCUCCCUCCUGAGAAGAGCUGAGUCAGUCCCACCUCACAGAUAAAUGGGAUUGGCAUUUGGAGGGAGGGGUACACAGUAAAUGGAACCCCCCCCAGGAAGGAAGGCAUAUGCUCCUUUGAGGCAGGUGAAAGGGGCUGGGAGUGGGUGGCCAGCAUGUUGUUCCCCUUGGAAUUCUGUUUUUAACUUGACCCAGAUUGUCUAAGUCUCCCUUCACUUUAAGGGGGCUGCCUCCCUGGGCCAGGCUGUGUAGUGCUUCCCACCCUCAGGCAUAAGAGUGCACACCAGCCAAAAGACAGUGUCUUGCUGCUGUGGCCAAUGCCAAAGCCUGCCCUGAGCCCAGGCAUACCUGGGAGCCCUUUCUAGGGCCUGGUCCCCCAAACAGUCUCUCUGCCUUGGCCAGCACAGGGAAAUCCAGACUCAGGGUUCCAAAAAUUCCCUAUUCCCAAACCAAACAAAUCAUGGAUCUCACCCUUAAGGGGUACAAUCAGCCUUUCUCCUCCUUCCCUUCUUGGGGCAGCAGGAAGGGCCCAACAGUCCCCCCGCCCUGCUCCUGGCUGACUGGGCUCGUGUCUGGCUGCUGGCCAGCAGUGAAGGGCCACUUGGUGACUGCAGGGCUCCUUAGAGGAGUGACAUGGCCUAGAGGAGAUUUGGGGCACCUUCCCUCAGUGAACUUUGUGGUCCAAAAAGAGCCUUAAAUCAAGAAUAUUUGUGGUGAUGGUAGGUGUGGGUAAGGGUGGAGAGGAGUUUAGGUUUGUUUUGUAAUCUUGGCAUCCAUGUUUUGUGCCUGCCCUCCUUCGGGAAGGGCCCUGCUUGGCUCUGCUGAAAGCUGCUAACUGGUGACAGGGUGGAUCAUGGUGAGGCAUGGGGGUGAGGUCAGGGACCCCCUUAAGUUCUGAUCCUGCCCUGUGCUCCCCUUCCCCAUUGGAAGUGGUUCCCUGGCCAAGGGCAAGUUGUGUCUCAGGAAGGUGGCUCCUGUGUGUGCCUGAGUGUGGUUAAGGCGUGGCCCAGAAGCCUUCCCUGGUGCUGUCCAGGCAAAGCCCAGAGCAUCUGAGCGCGUCUCGUUCAGUGGCAGCAGGUUGCUCAGAAUUUGCGUUUAGUGAAACAGGGUGUAGUUCUUCUCCACACACUGUGUGGUCUGGUCGUGCAGGUAGGGAAAGUUGGUCUAAUUGAAGAUUGUUCAGUUCCUAGUGACAGGUGCCAAGAGGUUCUGAUACGGGUUUCUUGGGUCUGAUGUACAGUGUGAAUAAAUGCUUGCAGCUCUUAGCCCUUUUUUGAUCAGUGAAGCACUUUUUUAUUAAGAUUUUUCUUUGUAUGUAAAGGAGGAACCGUAACUCUCCGUAGCUGUACAUAUAAUCCUUUUCUCUUAAAGAGGAGUCAAGUCAGUGCUCCUAUAUUUUUCAUUUUUUGUCGAAACAAGAAGUAAAUACUUUAGAUUGUUAAAUAUAUAAAUAAAGUGAAUAAAGUUGAGUGAUCUGCAUGGUAGCGUUUGCAAACACAUUCUCAUUCUUUGAUUUUGCCCUGUGGUUUAUCUCCUCUUUAUCCCUUUUCCCUCUUGCAUAGGAGAAGUGGUUUGAGGUGCUGCUGGGAAGCUGACCUUUGGCAAGUGAAAAGUACAGAUUUCUUUUUGACUCUAGCCCUUGGCAAGGAGCCUCACCAUGAUGCCCAAGAACUAAAAAAACAUUUCCUUAAUGAUUUUGCCCUAAGAUCUCCCAUGCUAAAAAAGAGCAAAGCAAUCAGGCAUCUUAACAAUCAGGUGUUCUUCCUCAUCUGAAGAGUUGUGCAUCAGUAGUAAUUAAGACUACCUCUGGCCUCUAGGCUCCUUUUUUUCUGCUGACUUCAGGGCAGCCAGUGCUUUGUCCCUUUCACUCCCAGCUGCAGCUGCAUGCACAGUGCAGUUAGGAACAGAGCCCUGCCUGCAGUGGGGAGCGGAAGGAGGUUGGGAGAGUAGGGGACGGUUAGAAAACUCUUCUGCCUGUCGUUCCUGGAUGAUAAAAUCUGGGUAAGCACAGACAGCUGGUUGUGAUUGGAUUUUGUGCCCAAGUAGCGGUCUCCUCUCCCUCCCUCCACACAGGCAGGAAUCUGUGCUACUUAGAUCUUUGACUUCUGCUUCCAACUGAGCGAGGCCGUGGCAUCUAGCCACCUUUGGACUAGUUCUUGCUCUUCACAGGGGUCUGUGGAUGAGAUCUAUUAUGCAGUUCUUCCCUCAGGAAGGUUGGUGUCGAGUGGCACCUUGCUGUGGAGUUGCAAGCCCAACAUCCAUGGUGAGUUGGUUGGGCUCUAAAAAAAGACCUGCCCAGAGCCCCUCUGAAAGCUUAACUCUUUGCGGCAGUCUCUCAAGGGUCACUUUCUGGAUGUACUGUCUACCUAAAGUACACAGGCACUUAAAAACAGCUCAGCUAGUUCCAGUCUGAAAGCUGUGAGUGCUAUCCAGCAGGUAUUUGAGAAUAAGCUUGUCCUCUGGGAGGAGAAUGCCACCUCAGCUGCCUUCAGUCUACCUGGGAGCCCAGUUUGUGUGUUCAGACUAAGUUGUGAAAAACCUGAGUGUGUGUCAUAGCCACUGUGUGUUUACAUGUAGCCACUAUUGUUCCUGAGGUUCAGUGGUUUAGCCCUCAGCAAGUUAAAACAAUCAGGGGCCCAUAAAUAGGGAGCUGCUGGGGGUAGGAAGAUGAAGAGCUAGGAUGCUGGUGAGCCCUGCACAGUGUGAAUGGAAGGCAAGGAGUUGCCCUGUGGGAGAUGGCUACACAUGGAGAAAGCAGUUCUCCUGGGCAAGGCCAGCUUUCUGCAGGCUGUCAUGUGGGGGAAUUUGGUCUAAAGCAAAGGGAUACUAACAGUAACCUUGAGCUGCCAGGAAUGUCCUCUUCAUCGCUGAACUUUCUUACCCUGGUCCUCUCACAGUACCUCCCUUCUUUCAUACUUUGGCCUCCUUCACGCCAGUCCCCAAAAAAUGGUAUGGCUGCCUUAAUCCAUGGGGAUUUUCUAGUGAGGAUGUACAGAAAAAAAUUUUUCUAGUGAUUAUGCUAAUAUGCUCAGUUACUUUCCAUGUUAGCAAAGAAUAUUCUAAGAAUUAAAAAGGUACUGUGAUAGAUCUAAAGGAGAAUGAACAAAAUGGUGCCAGAGGAUCUCUGGCUGUUAAAAAAUAUCAAAAUGGGAAUUGAAGGUAUAAGAUUAUGGGCUAUUAUCCUUGAGAUAGCUGAUAAUACUUGGCUGCUUGCACAUGAGGCUAGGAGAUCCCAUUCCUAUUGAAGUUAACUCUAGCCCUGACCUCUAUUGAUCUUUUGAGUAUGAGGGCUGAUUUGAAGGUGCGUUGCAGGAUUUCAUUUAGCUGGUGCCUGAUCAAGUGACCUGUCCCCAGGGCUGCAGCUGUACCCACCUGAUUGCAUUAGCUGAGGAUAGGGCUAACAGCAGAGUUAAAAAUGAACCGUGGGCUGUGGAGCAAAAUGACUCUCCAUUUGGAGUUUUAGAAAACCUGGCAGAAUUCUCAGCUGUUUAAUUUCUAGUCACAUUUUCAAGGAGGUUGUGGUGAGUCAAGGUUAUAGGAUUUCUCAAGGGCAGGACCAGAAUGUUUGAAAGGCUUCUAGUUAGGAGUAGGAGGUGACCCUUCUAAGCCUCUGACACUUAAACUUAAAUCCUGCUGUCCCCACACAUGAAUGAAGCCUUGUUCCUCGUGGCUGGUGUAGAGUUCAUCUGCUGCGUGUUCUGCACAGAUGUCAGUUGCCUCCUGCUCGAACAGGCCUAUGCUAGGCUAGGCAGGUGUUCAGAGGCAAGAGAAGCAGGGGCAGGGGUAUCAUCUGAAAUGGGAAUUACAGAGUUUUAAAUGCUGCUAUUUGAUUUACCAUUUAAGGUCUUUUCUAUUCAAGUUCUUAGUCGACUUUUUUUUACAGUGCUCAUAGAGUUGCAUUUGAAUUGUAUUUUCAGUGAAAUUUGUUUUACAUUGGCAUUUAAAAUUGGCCUUUAACUGCUUCCCAACUGGUUUGUAAGAUGUUUUUAAAAAUGAAAACAACCCGUGAGGCUCAGAUGCUGUUUAAGAAAUGUACCGUGUGUUGCUGCUGACAGUAGUGCUUGCCUAUUGUAACAGCAUUGGUUCUGCUGUAGCCUCAGUGACCAUCUAAACUGAAUAAAUGUGUCAUUUUUAUCCACAAA